Molecule: messenger RNA, 1274 nt
Organism: Neopsephotus bourkii (Bourke's parrot)
Lineage: Eukaryota; Metazoa; Chordata; Aves; Psittaciformes; Psittacidae
Gene: TRUB1
Product: TruB pseudouridine synthase family member 1
Exons: 8
Coding region: 80-940 (286 amino acids)
Biological process (GO): tRNA modification; mRNA pseudouridine synthesis
Cellular component (GO): mitochondrion
Molecular function (GO): pseudouridine synthase activity; RNA binding
Source: RefSeq, a predicted model, not a curated record
ACAUUUCCCAGCGGCCCUCGGGAGGGGAGGAAGGCGGGCGGUUGUGGCGUGCCGGUGCCCGGGCCUGCCGGGACGGAGCAUGGCUACGAGGGAGGCUGGCGGCGUGGUGCUCGGCAAGGCGGCCGAGAAGCUCUUCUCCCUCAGCGGGCUCUUCGCCGUGUACAAGCCCAAGGGGCCCACCUCGGCCGGCGUGCUCAACCUCCUGAAGGAGAAGCUGCUGGCAGAAGCUGGCAUGCAAACAAAUAGGAGCAAAAAAAAUCAGGUUUUGAAAAUUGGACAUGGUGGAACUUUGGACAGUGCAGCUGAAGGAGUUCUAGUGAUUGGUAUUGGAAAAGGAACAAAAAUGCUGGGAACUAUGUUGGCAGGUUCCAAGAAAUACACUGCCAUUGGGCUACUGGGCAAAGCUACUGAUACAUUAGAUGCUACAGGAAAAGUAACUGAAGAAAAACCUUAUGACCAGAUAACAAAAGGAGAUCUUGAAAAUGUGCUGCAGAAGUUCACAGGGGACAUAAUGCAGGUUCCUCCGCUCUAUUCUGCUUUGAAGAAGGAUGGAGAAAGGCUGUCGACUCUGAUGAAGAGAGGAGAAGCAGUCGAAGCAAAGCCUGCUCGGCCAGUAAGAGUGUACAGCCUGUCUCUCCAACGGUUCCAUCCACCACUGUUCACACUGGAUGUUGAAUGUGGCGGUGGCUUUUAUGUCAGGAGCCUGGUCAGUGACAUUGGCAAAGAGCUCUCUACCUGUGCCACUAUGCAAGAGCUGACCCGAACCAAACAUGGGCCAUUUACGCUGGAGGAGCAUGCACUUCAUGAAGAUAAAUGGACAAUUGAUGAAAUUGCACGAUCCUUAGAGCACUGCACAUCUCUUCUCCCAGGAGAGCCAUCUCAUAAAAAAUUGAAGACAGAGCAUCCUGGUGAAACUGCUGUGAGCUGUGAGGAUAAGUGAUAAGUUAGGUCAAGGAAAAAGACUGAAUGAUUGAGACAUUCUAAGAUUGGAUUGGGAUUUGUCUUGCCUCCUGUGUAUAUCUGCAAGUCUGUACUGGAAGGGUGACAAACAGCAGUGCAAGAAAAAUGGUUCUUUUUGUUUUCUGGGUUGAGAACAUGCAUUGAAAAUAUCCAGUUCUUGCUGUUUCUUCAUCUGUUUAUUUUCCUUCUUGCACUCUGUAAAUGGAUCUGCCACUGAUGUCAAAUCUUCAUAAAGUUUUAAAGAGCUUGUAGGGUGAAAUACACCCGUUGUUGCUAAUUCCUCAAUAAAAAUAUAAACGUUAAGGUUUGAUAAA